AUGGGCUUUGAAAACAAACGAGUCGCCAUUGUCGGCGGUGGCCUUGGAGGCAUGUCGUUCCUCAACGCCGCUCUAUAUACAGGACUCAAGAAUGUGCAAUUAUACGAACAAGCACCUCAGUUCGCAGAGGUCGGUGCCGGCGUGAACAUUACCUCCAAUGCCAACCGGGUCCUUGACGCCUUUGGUUUGCAAGAAAGCAUGAUGCGCAAGUCGUCCCGCAAGCUUCCAUGCUACAUGGAAUACCACAAUUACAAGACCGGGGACUACGUGGGCGAGAUCGGGGAAUUCUCAGAGCCUCACGCUCGCCUCCUACACCGUGCUCACUUGCUAGAUUCGCUCAAGGAGCGAGUCCCCAAGUCCAGUCUCAACUUAGGGAAGCAUCUCGCAUCUGUGGAUCGCAACACCGCGGCCGGGUCUGCGCCAUACACACUUCACUUCAAGGAUGGCAGUACUGCCGAGGCAGAUAUCGUCAUCGGCUGUGACGGGAUCAAGUCCAAUGUGCGCCGGGACAUGGGUCUGGGCGAUGAUCCCAACUAUUCCGGCCAAGUGGUGUACCGCGGGUUCGUCGACUAUAAGGAUUUACCGGAGGAGACAGCGCAGCUCCUGCGCAAGACUGUUAACUUCCGUGGCCCCCAGCGCCACGUCCUGAUCUUGCCAAUUGGCAACCAGGAAACGGGGACUGAUCGUGCGGCCGUGAUCGGAUUUAUGUCCGAGUCCCUUGAGUCCUGGGACUCCGAGAGCUGGAUGUCCCGCUCUGAUAUCGAUAGUUUGCAGGAACAUGUCCGUGAUUGGUGCCCGCAGGUGCAGGAUAUCAUUGCAGGUCUCCGCAAGAGCUCGGGGGAUGGCAAGAUGCUGAAGCAGGCACUGUACGUGCGGGACCCGAUCAGCAAGUGGUAUGAGAUGAAGGAUGGACAGAAGGAUGCGGGUAUUAUCCUGCUGGGUGACUCUGCACACUCUACACUUCCCCACCAAGGCCAAGGAACAUGUAUGGCUAUUGAAUCUGGAAUUGCCCUUGCCACUAUUCUCCGCCACUGGAAGACCGACGACCUCCAGGCGGCAUUCCAAUUCUACCAGGACCUCCGCAAGCCCCGAACCGACCGUGUCACGGAAACGAGCUAUGAGGCUGGGCGGCUUGCCAGUGCCGACUCCCCCGGUCAGAUGACGGACAACUUCAACCCGGAUGCUUUGACUGAGCGCAUGCGGUGGAUUAUGGAGUACAAUGUCCUGGAAGACUUGCGAGUAAAGGCUUACCCCAAACUUAAGUACUCCAUGGUCCUGAAGUCAGACCACCCUCGUACGAUGCAAUAUAUAAGGAUCACCCCACUUAGAUCUAUAAACAUCACUGAUACAGUAGUUAAUAUCCCCCAAACCACGAAAACAUUCCAUUUGAAAAAAAAAAAAAGAAGAAGAAGAAAACAAGCCGGCGCUCGGCCAUUUUCACAUGUUAGCCGGGGGGCACCUCCGCAUUUCGACUUUCACCCCGACUUUCUUUUCUCCCUUUUUUUGUCUUCACAACACAACAUGGAGUUCACAUCCACCUCGGGAGGCUUCCGCUCUAGGCGAUCAUAUCCCAACCUCAACCACGUCUCUCUCGCACCAUUGACCCCACGAUUUCCCAUCGACGACGACACAGAAGCAGACUACUUCAAUCACCACGAUAAUGACUCCUACCUAUCCAGCAUCUCAGUCCCCAGCACACCCCCAAUCCUCUCCCACUCGCGCAGCAACUCCCACACCCGCCACCACACACGCAGCAAAAGCUCAACCCUAGCUCCAUUAAGCGACACAAACCUCCAAAGCCGCAAUCUCGCACACCCCCUCCACCACCGCAAACCAAACAGUGUAUCUGUAGCCCCAUCCCGCAUCCGGACCCGAGCAGCAGAUUCCACGAAAUCUAAAUCCGAUGCGGAAUGGAUGCUCCGCGCUGGGAUAGCGCUGGCAUCCUCAACGCGCGAAGAAAAAGGCCAAAGCUGGCUCCAUAAGCGUGAAAGCUCCACGAGUCUUGUCUCCGAGCACUUCGAUGAACCACGUCACCAUCGGCGGACAAAGUCAGGUCCUUCGCGUAAGUCCCGCUCUGGCGCGUCGACGCCGUUUCGAUCCCGCGCUGCAAGUAGACGGGGUAGUCGGGCUGGGUUGACGAUGACUGGACUGCCGACUACGUCAUCUUCUCCGACGACUGAGCGAUUCUCAACAGGCGGUACGGGAGCUAGUAGUCCCGAGGGGCGGGGCCGUGCUCUAGUGCCGGAUUUUGUGGACGAGCGGAUCCGCGCCGAGAUGGCGACGUUGCAGGGUGGGCUGGAUGAGUAUGAGUAUGGGGAGGGGUCUGAGUUUGGGUCUGAUACUUCUGGUGAUUCUGAUGAAACGCCGGACUUUGACGAGGCGGAUCUGCAACAGUUAACGCGGGAGCGAGGGUUUGGGCUUGGAUCUUGGAUUGAUCGGCUUGUUGAGUGGACUUUGUUUGGGGUUGAGGACUGGCCUGUUGUCCCGCCUGUGUCUGGGACUUCGCGGAUUGGAUCUGCUGAUACUACUACAACUGUGACCUUUGAUGAGCCUGUGGAGUGGGAUAAUGAUGUGGAUACGCUUUCGCUUGUUGAGGAGGUGGAUUCCGAUGUGGAUGUUUCUCCUGAUGAGACUUCCUCUAAUGGUUCUCUUGAGAAGCCGGGGGUACAAGGUGGGUGGGAAGAUGCUGGAUGGUUGUUCCGUGUUGUCAAGCGAGCAUUGGUAUGA
This is a messenger RNA of Penicillium salamii, 2727 nucleotides long. NCBI's taxonomy places the organism in Eukaryota, Fungi, Ascomycota, Eurotiomycetes, Eurotiales, Aspergillaceae. The record is from the annotation of a GenBank genome assembly.